This is a messenger RNA of Arabidopsis arenosa, 3203 nucleotides long. The record is from the annotation of a GenBank genome assembly. Lineage: Eukaryota; Viridiplantae; Streptophyta; Magnoliopsida; Brassicales; Brassicaceae.
CGUCUCCCUUGGGUCUUCUUCUCUUACCUUCUUCGGAUUUGUUUCGAAAUCAAUUCUUCUAAUCGUUUUCUGCAGAUCUUAGAUUCACAUUCCACAAAAUUUUCUUCCCAACUUUCGAUUCUCGUCGAGCUUAGGGUCGGUUUCCACCUCCGUUUCCUUCUUACGAGUAUUGAUGUGAAUAUUUCGACUUUAAUCAUCUACAUAUGUGAAUUUUUAGGGUUACUAAAUCGAUACCUUUUUCUCCAUUCGGAUUUCAGAAGAACAAAAAAAAUCCCUAAAUCACCAGACAGUUUCUUCUCCGAUUUGGAUUGUGACAAUCUAACGUGUUUUACGGAUCGGAUUCGCAUUAGAAGUGUACCCCAAGCUUGGAGUAAGAAUUGUUUCAUAGCUUUAUCAGUUUCAGAGAUAAUCUCAGUCACAGUACAAUGGGAAGUUGAGAAAUUUUUACAAUGGGAGAAGGAACAGUUUGUUUGGAGAUGUCAAUGAAAGGAGAAAUGGCGGAAGAGAAUUCAGAAACGAAGAAGGAUUUGAAGAGAGACCGUCUUUGUAUUGAACAAGAUAAUCUAGAUGAAGAGCUUUAUUCCUCCACCAAGAGACAAGCCAAGGAACCUUCAAAUGAUGACAUUAGGUCGGAAAUAUCUAACCCUGUCGCGUCUCCGGUGGUGGAUAACGCCUCUAGUUUUCGCGAUAUCACUAGUAAUCCGGCUAAAUCGAGUUCUGGUGAUCGUGUUGGGUCUUGUUCUGGCAGUGGUUCUGGUUCCUAUGAGGCUAUUAGUGAUGAGAAACACAGUGAAUAUUGUGCAUCGCUAGCUGAUAGCUCGCAAUCGAGUGAUGCUGUACUGUCAAGUUUUGUACGGGAGAUUCCAAAACAUCUUAGCACUACUGGGAUAACGAAAAUCACGUUUAAGCUCAGUAAACGAAAUGAGGAUGUCUGUGAUUUGCCUAUGAUUCAAGAGCAUACUUGGGAGGGUUCUCCUUCGAAUGUAGCUUCUUCAACUUUAGGUGUGAAAAUGUUGGAGAAGAUUGACUCUACCAACUUCCCAUCUAAUGUGAAGAAGCUAUUGGCGACGGGGAUCCUCAAUGGUGCUCGGGUGAAGUACCUUUCAACCUCACCUGCGAGAGAGCUUCAAGGGAUAAUCCACUCGGGUGGGUAUUUGUGUGGCUGUACUGCCUGCGAUUUCUCGAAAGUUCUAGGUGCCUAUGAGUUCGAGCGGCAUGCUGGUGGAAAAACAAAACACCCUAAUAAUCACAUAUAUCUGGAGAACGGACGGGCUGUUUAUAACAUAAUUCAAGAGCUGAGGGUUGCUCCCCCUGACAUUUUGGAGGAGGUGAUAAGGAAAGUGGCUGGUUCUGCUCUGAGCGAGGAGGGUUUUCAGGCUUGGAAAGAAAGUUUCCAGCAAGAUAAUAACAUGGCUGAAGAUGAUAGCAACCAUAUCAUGGAUCAUUCGUUUCAAUUCCUUGUUAGUUAUCCUGGUUCUGGUUGGUCUCUUGAUGAGAGUCAAAGCUCUACUCCAUAUUUUCCGGAGAACAAUUAUUUUAGAGAGAAAAUCAGUACAAAGGACACACGACACGAACAUAAGCCAAAAGCAAAGAAGCUUACCUCUCAUAUGUUUGGUAUGGGUUGCCAUAAGAAAGCUUCCGGAGGCGGUAAAUGGAAGAGGGACAAUGAUUUACACCGGUUGCUGUUUUUGCCAAAUGGGCUACCAGAUGGGACUGAAUUGGCUUACAUUGUGAAAUCACAGAAACUACUGCAGGGUUACAAGCAAGGAAGUGGUAUAGUAUGUAGCUGCUGUGACACAGAGAUUAGUCCUUCACAAUUCGAAGCACAUGCUGGAAUGGCUGGUAGACGACAACCUUAUCGUCAUAUCCACAUAUCUUCCGGAUUGUCAUUGCAUGAUAUAGCCAUGUCAUUGGCGGAUGGGGGCCAUGUCAUUACAACUGGUGACAGUGAUGACAUGUGUUCUAUUUGUGGCGAUGGUGGAGAUUUGCUACUCUGUGCUGGAUGUCCUCAAGCAUUUCAUACAGCAUGCUUGAAAUUUCAAUCAAUGCCUGAAGGUACUUGGUACUGUUCAAGCUGCAAUGAUGGACCUACCUCUUGUAAAACAGCCACUGCUACUGAUCCCAAUUUAAAACCCAUAGUUAUAAGACUGACAAGAGUUGUUAAAGCACCAGAAAGCGAAAUUGGUGGUUGCGUGUUCUGCAGGUCGCAUGAUUUUAGCAUUGGGAAAUUUGAUGAUAGGACUGUUAUUCUCUGUGACCAGUGUGAGAAAGAGUACCACGUCGGGUGUCUAAGGGAAAAUGAUCUUUGUGAUUUGAAAGGUAUCCCCCAAGGUAAAUGGUUCUGCUGUAGUGACUGCAGCAGGAUUCACACGGCUCUUCAAAGCUCUGCUUCGUGUGGGCCACAAACUAUUCCCACGGUUUUGUUAGACACGAUAAGCAGAAAAUACAGAGAAAAAGGAAUAUAUAUUGACAAUGGAGAUACUGUGGAAUGGAGGAUGCUUAGUGGAAAAAGUCGAUACCCAGAGCAUCUACCCUUACUUUCACGAGCAGCUACUAUUUUCAGGGAGUGUUUUGAUCCCAUUGUGGCAAAGUCUGGUCGUGAUCUCAUUCCUGUCAUGGUCUAUGGGAGAAAUAUAUCAGGUCAGGAGUUUGGAGGAAUGUACUGCUUGGUCCUGAUGGUUAAUUCCCUUGUUGUUUCUGCCGCGCUGCUUAGGAUAUUUGGUCAGAAGGUUGCAGAACUUCCUAUUGUAGCUACAAGCCGAGAGUAUCAGGGAAGGGGAUACUUUCAAGGGCUGUUUGCUUGCGUUGAGAAUCUUCUUUCCUCUCUGAAUGUUGAGAACUUGCUUCUCCCAGCAGCUGAAGAAGCUGAGUCUAUCUGGACAAAAAAAUUUGGCUUCACAAAGAUGACUGAACAUCGAUUACAGAAGUACCAGAGAGCAGUGCAACUUACAAUAUUCAAAGGAACAUCGAUGCUCGAGAAGAAAGUACCGAGUUUUUCAGAAUCAACUUCACUCAUCUGAUUUCAUCUUUCAUGGAAGAUUUUUUGAAGCUUCAUCCGGAUUUUAGGACUUGUGAUCUUUCCUUUUUUUUUGCUUUCUCGCUCCUUUAGAAACCCACUCUUUGUUUUCUUUUUGCAGAAGGGUAAUUUCUUGUGUACCUCUGUUAUUUUUUGUACAAGCUCUUAACAAAGAGAAUAUUAGAAU